Scatophagus argus is the source of this 2330-nucleotide messenger RNA. Its product is annotated as arfaptin-2-like. Gene Ontology annotation, cellular component: trans-Golgi network membrane. The transcript has 10 exons. Gene Ontology annotation, biological process: intracellular protein transport; regulation of Arp2/3 complex-mediated actin nucleation. Gene Ontology annotation, molecular function: protein domain specific binding; phospholipid binding. Lineage: Eukaryota; Metazoa; Chordata; Actinopteri; Scatophagidae. Bases 476 to 1645 code for a protein of 389 amino acids. The record is from RefSeq and is a predicted model, not a curated record.
AUUUGUAAAAUAACACACACGAAACAGCAUCGGCUAUAUAUUUUACUCGAAGUACUUUGCUUUUUUAAAACGCAACCACGUGACUUUCAAUAGAAUAAAAUCCACACAGCUUUUAUUUCGAAGUGGUACUACUAAAGCUGUUAGCCUGCUGGAUGCAAGGAUUUUCUAGCUGAUUUAUAUGAGAGCAGGCUGAUAAGCGUUGCAGGAAAAAUAAUCAUGGCUGUAGCAUUUAAUGAUAAUUAAAGACAACGGUGCUUUCCCGUUGAAAGUAUUUUACAUUGCUGUCUUCUAGCAACGACUUGUUUCUUUUUCGGACGACUGGACUGGACCAAUAUCAAGUUGCUACUGUGGUGAGGAAGCUAAGUUAGCUGUCAAGUAGUAGCCCUCUAGGCAGCCACAUCAGCACCGCUGAUAUUAGCCAGCCACGUUAGCAUCAAUUUAAGCAAGCUGUUAUUUUGUGUUGAGAGAUUUCAUUAUGGCAGAUAGUAUCAUGAGUAAGGCUGCUACCAUGGAGAUCCCCAUUAACAGCAAUGGAGACACAGGGACUCCAGAGGAUGACAGCCUGGAGCAGGAUUUGCAGCAGGUGAUGGUGUCUGGACCCAAUCUGAAUGAAACCAGCAUUGUCUCAGGAGGUUAUGGGGGACCUGCAGGGGGCAUCAUUCCUACCAGCACCAUCAAAGGGCCUGCAGUUCGCUUCAACCCUGAGUAUUUGGACAGAAGACGAGCUCCUGCACCAGGACCAGACAUUCGCAUGAAAUCCAGGGGUGUUAGCUUGCCUAACAGCCAAUCUGCAGCCAGUCGACUUGCUCAACACACUGACCAACAUCCAGGGUCGUCACACCAUAACACUAGUAAUUCAACUGAGGAAGUCUCUCGUGGUGUGGCAGUGGAGAAAUUGGACAGUGUAAAGAAAUGGGGUAUAAACACAUACAAGUGUACAAAGCAGAUGUUCUCAGAGAAGUUUGGACGAGGUUCACGAACAGUAGACCUGGAACUGGAGGCCCAAAUUGACGUGUUAAGAGACACUAAGAGCAAAUAUGAAAACAUCUUAAGACUGGCCACUGCACUCACCAGUCAUUUUCAAAGCAUGGUGCAGACACAACAGGCUCUAGGAGACACCUUCACCGACCUCAGCCAGAAGUCCCCAGAGUUGCAGGACGAGUUUGGGUAUAAUGCAGAAACACAAAAACUGUUGUGUAAGAAUGGCGAAGCCCUGCUCGGUGCUAUAAACUUCUUUGUGUCCAGUGUCAACACCCUGGUCAACAAAACAAUGGAGGAUACUCUGAUGACCAUUAAGCACUAUGAAAAUGCGAGACUUGAGUUUGAUGCCUAUCGUUCUGAUCUGGAGGAGCUGAGUUUGGGCCCAAGAGAUGCAGCUGCAAUGGUCCGCAUUGAGAUGGCUCAGCAUGAUUACCAGAUCCACAGAGACAAAUAUGAGAGGCUGCGUAGUGAUGUCACCAUCAAGCUCAAAUUCCUGGAGGAAAACAAGGUGAAGGUGAUGCACAAGCAGCUGCUUCUCUUCCAUAACGCUAUCUCUGCUUACUUUGCUGGCAACCAGCAGCAGUUGGAACAAACUCUAAUACAGUUCAAUGUAAAGUUAAAGCCCCCAGGAUCAGACAAGCCAUCCUGGCUGGAGGAGCAGUGAAGGGCGCUCAGGGUUUGGCUGUUUGAGAUGAAUCGUCACAUGCUGGUCAGUGAAGAAUGUGACUUCACUCAUGGUUAGAUGGACAAGAAUUUAAUGCAUAAAGGAGUAUGUUGUAGGAGCAGUAGCUGCCAGUAAAAAAAGAAAAAACGUGAGAUAUCACUUUUGUAUUGUUUUUCCAGUAUCGCUUAUUUCAUAGAUAGGAGCAACUAUUUCAGUUGUAUUUUGAUUUUUGUUUUGGUUCAGACACAAAAUGGGCUUUUGUUACUUUCUUAUUCUUUAGGAGGCACAAUCAUUUACAUGUAUAUCACUUGUUAUUUAUGUACAGUAUAGUCUUCUAUUGUGGAAAUACCCCUUGGCAGUUUUGCACAUGCAUUAUUUUGUUGUUGUUGUUUUUUUUUUUUAAAUGUUGUCUAAAGCGUUAUCUUUAAUAUUUCAGAGUAUAUAAAAUUGGAGGAAUUCCACAAAUUAGAUUAGUGAGUUAGUUGGAUAAAAUCAAAAAUGUUUGGAAAUAUCUUUUGAAAUCAAAUUAAUAUUUAUUUUUCCUGAGUAUGCAUGAGUGAACCAGGCAUCAGGAUGUAGUACAAGUGUCAGUUUAUCCCACUAGAUUUCUAAUAUAAUUUUGUGGAAUGCCUGCCUAAAUGCUCAGUUAACAUGCAUAGAAAAUAUAUAAAAUAUAUAGCGAAAA